CGCGAAGGCAAGCUCGACCUAUUCCGGUCCCACAUGCCUACGUUGUUCCUGCAUGUGCAUGCUUCUAAAGUUUACGAUGUCAUUGUUGACAUUUAUUUCUCCAAAUUCUAAUUUAUUAAUAUGAAUUUCUGUUGUUGGAAUUUACCGUCGCGUUUAAGCUAAUAUUUAGGCCAAUUCCUAUCUAAAAUAUUGUUGGAAAAUACCUAAGUAUUCGCAAACAUGUCGUUCGAUGGAUCCUAUACCGCAACAUUGAGCCCUACGGCAUCCGAAAAUUUUGGAUCGCAUGUCCUUUCGAACUCGAUAUCCUCAUUAGCAUCUACAACUUCCUCUCGUCCAUCAUCAAGCAACAUCUCCAAGACCUAUCGUCAGGCAUCACAAUUAUUCCUGACGCGUCGAUUACCGGAGGCAUUAUCAACAGUCUUACCAUUGAUCAGCCCAUCAUCCGAAAAUGCAGAUGUAAAUGGACUAAUUGAGCCGGCACCCGUCGUUCGAGCCUCGAGAUCCACUAGGAUAAAGGUGUGGAGCUUAUAUCUGACCAUCCUGAAUGCUAUAUUAGAGCUGGAUCCCGACGAGGGAAAAGAGGCCUUCGGCACCCAAGAAUGGCGUGGCCUGUGCAAGAAGGUUCGGGAUGGCGAUGUCUGGGAAGAGGUUGUACAGUUUGGGUACCAUGGCGUUGAAGGGGAGGUCGAUUCUGAUGUUGUCAUAAAUCUGGCUACACUACUCCUCGCACAUGCCAAAUCACAGGCGGUGAAUCAGAAACGGUUAGAAAACUAUCUGGCCUCAUCAACUACACCGAAUCUCGAUAUAUCUCAGAGACUUGAGGAGACCAAAAUCUCACGAUUCUCGUCGAAGAGAAGGUCGCCCUCUAAAGGCGUUGCUAGCGGUGCCGACACUCCCAGGGAUCUCAAUGCUAGAGUUAAGAUCCUAGAAUUGUAUACCUUGCAUGUUUUGCUACGCAACAAUGAGUGGGAUUAUGCAAGAGAAUUCAUUAGCGUCAGCGCAGUACUCGAUGACGAACGAAGAGAGGCUUUCUUACAGGCUCUUCAAAGUUUACAAGAGGAGCAGCAGGAAUCGGAACGGAAACAACAUGAAGAACAGCAAAAGCAAGAAGAGCAACUACAGAAAGAUCUCGAAGAGGCAAGGAGGCUUAGGGCAGAGAAUGAAGCAAGAGAACGGCGCCGAUUAGAUGAAGAAAGAGCUAAGCGGGAAGGUAGCGAGGUCGACUACGGUAUCGAAAACAGCCAGAGUGCUCCUCGAUCAAAGAACAAACCUCGAACCUCUAGCGGGUCGUCCGGAUUAUCGAGAGCGGCAAAGUCGUCUGCCCCUAAAGGGAAGAAGGCCGUGGCACCCCCAAGUUUCGGUGCGCGAGCUGCAGUGGUCAUUAUGAAUUUUCGUAAGGUUAUCGAGCAAUUGGGGGCUACACUUAAAGCCAACCCAAUGCUGCUCAUGAGAUUGGUCGCUUUUCUCAUUAGUAUUGUUGUUAUGUUUGGUAGAAAGGGUGUCCGUGAGCGGAUUCAGCAGAUUCUUGGAACAGGUUGGAAUAAGGUCAGAUCAACAGCGGGUAUGGGCGUUAAGGUCAGCUACAUCUAACUUACUAGAUGGGCUUAUAAUCGAGGCAUUCUGUACAUCAUCAACUUUCUUGCAGAUAAUAAUCACUCGGAAACAGUCGGGCAGCAGCAUCCUUACGUAGUUUGACGCUACACAAAUCGUAUGAUUUUAUAAUAAAAAUCAAUUCAACUCGCAUAUAAACACAUAAAUUUGCAUAUCUGAGUAGUCUACUCUUAGGAUGAGUGCUACGAUCUCAAAACGCCGGCCAACAAUGCUGGUAUUAAAAUAUGACCCCCUUUUCCGCGUAAACGUGUACCCAGCAAUAACAUCGAGUUGUCACGUAAUUCAAGAGUCCUAAACUUCCACGGCCCAAACCCAGGCCACAUAGAGGCUAGUAUCCCGUCCGAUUCGUUUUCUUCUGGUAGAACAG
Molecule: messenger RNA, 1978 nt
Organism: Annulohypoxylon maeteangense
Lineage: Eukaryota; Fungi; Ascomycota; Sordariomycetes; Xylariales; Hypoxylaceae
Exons: 2
Coding region: 220-1590 (456 amino acids)
Source: RefSeq, a predicted model, not a curated record